AUGCCUCCGUCCAAAGCCACCAACAGCCAUUCGAUACAGAGGGCUGCGAGCCCGGGCGGCGGCGGCGCAAACAUGACAACGAACAGGGAUUAUUCCGUUAAUCUGUCGGUGCAGCAAGUGCUGAGCCUCUGGGUGCAAGGCGCGACGCUGCAGCACUUCAAAGAGAUGUGGUAUUGGGUGUUCCUGUGGUGUCUCUUCUCCUCCCUCUUUGUCCACGGGGUGGUGGGGCUGCUCAUGUUAAUCAUGCUGCAGCGCCACAAGAGGGGUCGCCUCAUCACCCUCGUGCUGGUCAGCGUGGGCUUCCUCUCCUCGCUGUGCGGAGGCGUCAUCACCAGCGCGGCUGUAGCCGGGGUGUACCGUGUGGCCGGGAAGGACAUGGCCCCGCUGGAGGCUCUGGUGUUUGGCGUGGGCCAGACUACCUUGUCCGUCAUCAUAUCCUUCUCACGCAUCCUGGCCACCAUGUGAGCCACUGGCCCUCAAGCGGCCCGACCAGGUGAAGGACAAACACAGAGAGGUGUGAGGCGAGCCAACGAUUGGUGACUACAAAGGUGAGAAGUAAUCUGGACCUCAUGGGGCCAAAUGCAGGAGUGUGCCCCCUAGUGUCUCUGUUCCACUACUGCCACAAUUACAAGAGCAACUUCACUGCGAUUCUGAAGGAACAAGAUGCUGACCGCUCGUCUUAAAGUUGGAGCUGCACCAGGUGGAUUGGGCGACGAAGACGCCGUUAUAAGCUUCUGGACUGAAAGCCAUUUCUUGGUGUUUCCAGAGUUCCUUGUGCCAUUGACCUUCUCUGGGACAUCGGGAUGCCUUUGUGGCAUUUUCAGUGACUCCUGAAGGGAAAAAAAACCUCCUUGCAAAUAUAGCAGCGUUAAAAUCAGCAGUGACAGACUCUAAAGAUGACGUUUUCACUUUGUGAUGGGUGAUUUGGUGUCCACACUGUGUGACAACCCAGCAGUCUUCUUUUUCUUCUGCAGUAUUAAAACAAGCCUCACCUUCUAAGAUCUUCACAACAUUUACGCACAGAUCAUUCCGAUCAUUCCUCCUCUCGAAAUGGCUUAAAACCUGCAGAGCUGUUCCACGAUCCCACUCACCGG
This is a messenger RNA of Thalassophryne amazonica, 1094 nucleotides long. It is a transcript of the gene tmem170b, whose product is annotated as transmembrane protein 170B. Gene Ontology annotation, biological process: negative regulation of canonical Wnt signaling pathway. The record is from RefSeq and is a predicted model, not a curated record. The transcript has 3 exons. Bases 1 to 465 code for a protein of 154 amino acids. Lineage: Eukaryota; Metazoa; Chordata; Actinopteri; Batrachoidiformes; Batrachoididae. Gene Ontology annotation, cellular component: plasma membrane.